Vespa mandarinia (Asian giant hornet) is the source of this 636-nucleotide messenger RNA. RefSeq names its product 23 kDa integral membrane protein-like. The record is from RefSeq and is a predicted model, not a curated record. Lineage: Eukaryota; Metazoa; Arthropoda; Insecta; Hymenoptera; Vespidae.
AGCAAAGAAAUAUAUACCGAAGAAGAAGAGCAUUCAGAAAAGAUAACGAAUAUAAAAUGGCUGAUAAAGUGACAAUAAUGAAGACACUCCUCGUAUUUUUCUCUUGUAUAUUUUGGGCAACAGGUAUGCUAAUAGUGGGUGCGAGCAUAUUGAUACGUUUUAAAUUUGAAGAUUAUUAUAUUAACAAUCCGAUAGGAGGUCGAACAAUGAUAUUAGCACUUGCUAUACUUGGUAUAGUUUGGAUGCUAUCUGCACAAUUUGGAUGCUGUUCUACGAUUCUAAAGCGUUCUGGUUUGAUCUAUCUGUAUGGAGCAUUUUUAACGACCAUAUUGUUAUUGGAACUUGGUGCAGUUACAUUGAUUUACAUUUGUAUUCAAACGAUAAACGAAAGAUUGAUUAGCAUGUCAGCGUCUGAUCCUAAUAAAAUAUACACCGAGAGUUGUUGCCAAAUUAUAUUUAGAGUCGUCAAGAGUAAUGUCGAAUUAACGGAUAGUAUUAUUAUUGGACUAUUAUUAUUUCCAAUAAUUGGAGCAUGUUUAACAAGUUUUUUAGUUGAUAUGAUUAAUAUCGCAGAAAUUGAACGCCGGAGAACCGAUCGCGUAUAGGAUAGACAUUUCAUAGAUUAUCAAUAAAAUA